AUGCUCAAAGCAUACAUAAAUUGUGGAAUAUUACUUGUAUUAAGUUUUUUUAAUUUUUUUGUGAUCAGUGAAUCAAACGAGAAUAAAAAUUCCCUCUAUGAAAAACAUGUUUCAAAGAGGAAUGAUCCAGACUUUCAAACAUGUCUUGAAAGUUUUGACAUUUACCAAGACAAAAUAAUUAGAACACAAGAUUCUAGAGAUAUGGGUGCAAAAUAUUUAAAUGAAAGGGAUGUCUUAACGAGAGACGACUGCCUAAAACUGUGCUGUGAAACAGAUAAUUGUGAUGUAUUUGUUUUCGAAGAAAAAAACCCAGGUGGCUGUUAUUUAUUUGAAUGUGGUUCUCCUGAGGACUUUAAAUGCAAAUUUACAAAACAUCAAAACUAUACUAGCGCAGUUUUGAAAAUAAACAGGCACUUAACUGAGUUGGAAACACAGAUAAAGUUUACCCAACACGAACAUGAACUUACAAAACUCAGACAACCUCCUCCUAAUUCAAACCCAAUAACAGUUCAUUUUCCUACUACGGAAUCAACCAAAAAUCAAGAGACAAUAAAUUUUGGAAUAGAACGACCCCCAAACCAACCUGCUGUCACAAAGAGUCGAGAAUGCAGUAGGUAUCAGUUUGAAUGCCAUACAAGCAAGGAGUGCAUAGCUAUUUAUAAUGCCUGCGAUGGGAUACCACAAUGUUCUGAUGGAAGUGAUGAAGCUCCUGAACUUGGCUGUCCUGCUACACCGACUCCAUCUCCACUUGUAACUACAUCAAAUCCUUCUAAGCCUUUGCCAAAAACUGAACAAGAUGUUGAAGUGCAUAAAGUGGAUCCAGGAAUAAAAGUUACACCAGAAUCACAAAAACAAUAUUCUCAACAACCAAACACAGGAGAUAGCCCGGCUGCAGGUAGUGGUUAUGCGACAAAUCCACUUCAAUUAAAUAUGAAUUUGCCUUCAAACCUUCCAAAUGCAAGAACUGGUUAUGGUAGAGAAGGAGAAGGGAUGGCAAAUUUCCAUCCAGAACAACAACAAUGGGGUUACCAAUACCAUCCUAAUCAAGGAGGAAGUCAAAUUUUUACUCAUAAAGGAAACGGUUUAGUGCCCCAAGCUGAUAGAUAUCCUCAACAUCAAUACAUCCAGCAAGAAAUUCCGCAGCGUGGUAUGAUACAACAAUACGGAGAACAAAUACCGAACGAUUACGCCAAGUAUUAUUACGAUAAUGUGCCUUAUAGAAUACUUCCUCAGAAUCAACCAGUCAACAACUGGCAGAUGCCUCACAAAACCCAAGAAGUUGCAAACCAGGGAUUAGAUGAUGGUCCAUUGAACAGAUUAGAAAAUUUACCAGUCGGAAAUGGACCAGGCCCGGAUUACUAUUACGAAGAAGCCUAUAGAAAUAGGCCUCAGUCUCCUCAAGGAUAUGGUCAAAGAACACCCGUAUCACAAAACAUACAUCCUCAUAAUGAAAACAAGGUUCCUGAAACAGUAAUGGAAACAAGCAGCAACGAUAUGACCGCAAAACACGAUGUUCCAAAAAAGAAACCGCCCAUAGUUCACACAGUAGAGACUACGACAACAAAGCCUAAAGAAGAAACGCCUGCACAUGUAUCGCACAGAAAGGUAGAGGUUGCAUCAGCAGAACUGAAAAUGAAAGAGUCGUUGAUUGAUGACGACGUAGAUGGUCACAGUUCAAGCCCAAGCGGAGCAGUACUGUCAUUGACGAUGGGCUUGUGCAUCACCGGCCUCAUGCUUAUAUUUGUCGGCUGCAGAAUGAGAGUAGUGAAGAGAAGAAUGAGACGAGGAGGGAAAUCUCCAUAUGCGCACGAUGCUGACUUCUUAGUAAACGGAAUGUACCUAUAA
Molecule: messenger RNA, 1845 nt
Organism: Nezara viridula (southern green stink bug)
Lineage: Eukaryota; Metazoa; Arthropoda; Insecta; Hemiptera; Pentatomidae
Source: the annotation of a GenBank genome assembly